UGCACCUGAUUUAUUCCCGUCUUUUUUUGCUGUUCUUUCUCGCAAUUCGCCCAGCAUGCCACCAAAUACACAGUUUUAAUCUGUAGCGGCUAUUACGCCGCAGCUUUUCUCUGUCGUUUUCGGGUCCAGGAUAAAACCGUGGUUUACAAAAUUAUUGAAACGCAUUAAACCCAAUAAACCGCUUAAUAGCGUUGCUGAACAUUAAACAUGCCUUAGCAAAGUUUUAUUAUCGCCAAACACCAUUUGGAUCCUGGUAUCCCUAAUGCGAAAAGGCCUAAAAUCCGAAUCGGAUCCCGAAUUUUAUUUUGUUAAUAUCGAGGCAAAUUAUUAUUAGGACGUUUAUUGUGUUAACGCCGAGGAGAAAAAAUAGCACAAAAGGUUGCUUAAGGAUUUUAUCGAAGCUAUUAACCGUUACAUUUUCCGCAUACCUGCUGUUAUGCUUAAUGGGUUGGAAAAAAAUAGUGUUGGCGAGCUAUUUUGUGGGUAAAACCGAAAUGUUAAAACCAGGAUUUUGAAUCUUAUGGAGCGCCUGUCACCCUCGCCCUUUAAAAAGGUCGAACCCAUUUCGGAAUUAACUUCACUGUCCAUAACCGCAUCUUCUGCUAAUUUAUAUCCCAAGCCUCCCAUUAAAAAGGUGGUCGGGUGGUAACCUGAUUUGGAUCCAAUUUAAACCCUUUCCCCAUCCCAAAUUAAUUGCGACCCUUUUUCGAUAUCCUUUUACGGAAUCCCACCAAUCUUUGCCUUCCAACCAAUACCAAAUCAACUGGCUUUUACUGCUUCUAACUUCGGUUAUAUUCCUGCUGCUCCGAAAUACGAAUUAGCUCCAAAUUUAACGCAUUUGGAUCCGACGCCAAAAGGAGUAAGCGAAUCUCGUCAUCUUUUUCGUCUGUUUGCAGCUCCGACAUGUAAUCCGGGAGGCCAAUUUUGGUUAACAGAUUUUUUUACUAAAUUUACCCGCUAUAAUGGUUUUGUUAAAAACAGAUUUGCUGGAGAUUAUUAUAUAUCCGGUCGCCAAUAGGGUAUUUCCGUUCACAAUUAUAGCGAAAGCUUCAACAACAGCCAUACUAGCAGCGGCAUUGACGGCUUCUCCAAUAGGGGGAUUCCUAAAGCCAUUGGGAAUUAAAGGACCUCGGCGUGCAUACAGCGGACGUCGCCUGGGAAUUUGCAGCAAAACUCAACGGGGAAUGGACGUGGCCAGCAGGGCGAAUCGAAAACGACGGAAGGUUAAGCAGCAACAACCCGAUAGCCCAUCGGAGGACGAAAUAUCAGAUAAUUAA
Pyricularia pennisetigena is the source of this 1277-nucleotide messenger RNA. RefSeq lists its product as uncharacterized. Lineage: Eukaryota; Fungi; Ascomycota; Sordariomycetes; Magnaporthales; Pyriculariaceae. The record is from RefSeq and is a predicted model, not a curated record. The coding region runs from base 963 to 1277 and encodes 104 amino acids. The transcript has 3 exons.